AUGGGUUGUGGGGAAUCAAAGCAUGCUGUUGCAACAGAAAACACCAUUAGCAAAAGUAAAAACGAGAAAUCCAAUUCUAAGAGAAUUGCAGAAAGCUUUGUUGAAGAGAAGGAAAAGUUAAUCAAGGAACCUGUGGCGGAUGGAAAUGUAGAGGAAAGGGGAGGUUUGGAAGAGGGAAAGGAAAAUGCCAAAGUAACUGAUAAUGGAAAUGGAGAAUCAAAGGUGGAGGAAAAUGUGAAAGCAAUGGAAAAUUCUGAAAAGGGAAAGGAAACUGCAAAAGUGGAGGAGGAAAAAGAGGGAGAAAAUGCCAAAGAAACUGAUAAUGGAAAUGGAAAAUCAAAGGUGGAGGAAAAUGUGAAAAUAAUGGAAAAUUCUGAAGUGGAGGAGGAAAAAAAGGGAGGAAAUGCCAAAGAAACUGAUAAUGGAAAUGGAAAAUCUGAGGGUGAAGAAAAUGUGAAUGGAAAGGAAGAAAAAUUGGAGGCACCUGUUAUGGUCGUGGAGGAAAAUAAGGAGGGAAAAUCUGAUGAAAUCAGUGUUCAUCAAGAGGUUGUUGUCGCUGUUCAAGAACCAGAUGUAGAAAAGCUCGAGAGGGAAAAUGAAUCCAUUAUCCCUGAAGAAAAUGCAUCAGAAGGGAAAAUGGAUUUGAAUGAUAAUGUAGAGGGAAAAGAAAUUAUCAAAGAGGCCAAGGAGGAGUCGAAAACUGAAGAGGCUAUGAAGGUGGAAAAUGCAGAAGAGGUGAAAGAAGAAGUGGUGCUGCCAAUUGCUGAAACAGAAGAUUCUGCCACCAAAAAGGAAUAG
This is a messenger RNA of Fraxinus pennsylvanica, 798 nucleotides long. The record is from the annotation of a GenBank genome assembly. NCBI's taxonomy places the organism in Eukaryota, Viridiplantae, Streptophyta, Magnoliopsida, Lamiales, Oleaceae.